Suillus plorans is the source of this 1152-nucleotide messenger RNA. Its product is annotated as Metallo-dependent phosphatase-like protein. Lineage: Eukaryota; Fungi; Basidiomycota; Agaricomycetes; Boletales; Suillaceae. Gene Ontology annotation, biological process: peptidyl-serine dephosphorylation. The transcript has 8 exons. Gene Ontology annotation, cellular component: FAR/SIP/STRIPAK complex. Bases 1 to 945 code for a protein of 314 amino acids. The record is from RefSeq and is a predicted model, not a curated record. Gene Ontology annotation, molecular function: protein serine/threonine phosphatase activity.
AUGGCCCCCUUCGAUCUCGACGCGUGUAUACAGCAACUGCUCCGCAAACAGCUUUUACAUGAGGCCCUUUUACGUGAAAUAUGUGCAAAAACGAAAGAAGUUCUCAUGAGGGAAUCCAAUGUGGUCCAUGUCAGUGCACCAGUAACGGUCGUUGGAGACAUACACGGUCAGUUCUACGACCUCAUCGAAAUAUUCCGCAUAGGUGGCUAUGCUCCUCACACCAAUUAUCUUUUCCUUGGGGAUUACGUCGAUCGUGGCCUGUUCAGUGUGGAGACCAUAUCACUCCUUACGUGUCUUAAGCUGCGCUACCCCGACAGAGUCCAGUUAAUUCGUGGCAACCAUGAAUCAAGGGCUGUAACACAAACUUAUGGGUUUUAUACGGAGUGUGUGCGAAAAUACGGCUCAUCACAUGUAUGGACCUAUUUCACGGACAUGUUCGACUUCUUGACCCUGUCUGUGGUAAUCGAUGAUCGGAUAUUCUGCGUUCAUGGAGGUCUUUCGCCGUCUAUCCACUCCGUAGAUCAAAUCAAAGUUGUAGAUCGAUUUAGAGAAAUUCCACACGAGGGUCCUAUGGCUGAUUUGGUGUGGUCGGAUCCGGAUGCAGAGAAAGAAGACUUUGCAAUAUCCCCAAGAGGUGCUGGCUACACGUUUGGAUCAGGCGUUGUACACAAGUUCUUGGAAACGAACAACAUGUCGCAUAUCUUGCGCGCACAUCAACUCUGCAUGGAAGGUUAUUCGUCAUUAUUUGACAAACACCUUUCGACGGUCUGGUCGGCGCCUAACUAUUGUUAUCGUUGCGGCAAUUCCGCGAGUAUACUCGAGGUGGGUCCUGGCGAGAGCAUGUAUUUCAAUGUGUUCGAAGCUGCCCCGGAGAACGAACGCGAUGGUCCGAGUCAACAGGCUCCACAGAAUGUUGGUGGGAAGCUUCCCGAGUACUUCCUCUAGAUCUCAACAAGUUACUACUCUUGAACAUUUUUGAUAGAAACCGAGUACUGCCGGCGGCGGUUUUGGCGCCCAAGCUGUAGCAAGUAGGUGUAAACCUGUAUUGUGCGGACGACACUAGUACGAUGCUACUUUACUAUACCCCACAUGAUGUGUCAGCAUCACGCUAUUAAUCUUGCGGAUGACCUUUCCUGGGUGCCAGAAUGUAGG